Molecule: messenger RNA, 1611 nt
Organism: Adineta steineri
Lineage: Eukaryota; Metazoa; Rotifera; Eurotatoria; Adinetida; Adinetidae
Source: the annotation of a GenBank genome assembly
AUGGCAAUUAAAGAUCUUGAUUUAAAUCAUAUACAUCAUCCAUUAUUAAAUACAUGUCAUUUUGUUGCUUCGACUUUACAUUCGGAACAAGUAGUAACAUGGUAUUCAACACAACUUCGUCUUAUUCAAUUAAUUGAACGUUUUCCUCGUUUAAAACCAUUUUUAAUAGCAUUAAACAAAUAUGGUUUACAUUUAAAAGAUAUUCUUAGUGGAGAAAAAAAUGGAUUAGAUAUAUUUUUUGGUGAUGACGAAAUUGAACAAAGUUUUCAACAAACUAAAACUCUUAUCAGGGCAACUAAAAUACAACAAGUUUUUCAUACUAUUUGUCAAUAUUUAAAAUUACAAUAUGAAAAACAAACUAAAGACAAUUCAUUUGAAAAUUAUCGAAUACGUAUAUUUUGGUUAACUGAUAGUUUAUUAAUUGAUUUAUAUUAUGCAGAUUCUGAUCCAACACAACUUGCAAAUGCUCAACAAACAUUUAAUACACAUCUAACUAAUCAAACAAAAACUUUAUCUAUUAUUUAUGAUGAAACAAUUGAUUUAUAUGAUAGUAAAACAUUUGAACGAAUACCAUUCGAAUCAUUUGAUAUUAUAUUUUCUGCAAAUCAACUUCAAGGAAAUCAAGAUUUAAGAAAUUGUUUAAUUGAUCUUCGUUGCUUACUUGUUCCAAGUGGUCUUCUUUUAUUACUUGAAUUAGUUCAUUGGUCAUCAUCUGAUGAUGAUAAUAAUCGUGCAUUAAAUAAAAUUCAACAAUGGACAACAUUAGUAGAACAAAUCGAAGGAUUUUGUAUUAUUGAAUCAACAUUAAAUCAAAAUGAAAGUACGUUAGUUAUUAGUCAAAAAACAAUAUCAAAAGAAAUAUUAGAAACACUUGAUGAAAGAAAAAAUCAAGCAUGGUUAAUAUUUAUUACAGAUGAUAAUAAUAAUAUUCUAUCAUCAUUGUUACCAUGUUCAAAUAUUACAGUUUUUGAUAUUCAUAAUUCAACUUUAGAUAUUAUUUGUUUUGGAAUAUCAGUUCUAUUAACUACUUAUAAACAAGUAUCUAUUAUUUUUGCAUGGCAACUUGAUCAAACAUUAGUUAAUGAAAAUAAUGAUGAUGAUUUAGCAUUCAAACAAAAGGACGAACUUAUAUAUCAUGCUCAAUUUAAUAAUGAUUCAAAUCUUAAUUUAAUUGCAUCACCAUUUAUUGGUCUUGCACGAAGUUUAAUAACUGAAUAUGAACGACAUCGAUUACAACUUAUUGAUCUUCAAACAUCAUUAAAUAAUAAUAAUCAAUCAACAUUUAUUUAUACUUUAAUAGAAUAUAUGAUUAAUUCAAGAUAUUCAACUGAUACUUGUGAAGUUGUUCUUCGUCUUAAUCAUACAAAUCAAAAUCAAGUUCAACAUUUAACAUGGCAUUAUGAAAUGUUACAAAAAUCUGUUGAUGAUGAUAAUAAUAAUAAUAAUGAACAAGGAAAAUCUAAAUUAGAACAAAUUUCUAUUAUUUCUAAACGAGAUGCAGAUCGAAAACCAUUUCGUCUUUGUGUACCACAAUCUCGUUUUCUUUCUGAAUUAACAUGGAUCGAAGAAGAUAAAGAAAAAGAAUUAUUACGAUCAGAUAUGGUAGACUGA